AUGACAGUUUCUAACGCAAUUACAACCACUACUCUUGGAAAGGGCGGCCCAGUGGUUAAUCGUCUCGGACUUGGAGCUAUGGGCAUGGCUCAAGCGUAUGGCGUUGCUGACGACGAGGAAUCCAUUACAGUACUGAACCGUGCCGUCGACCUGGGAUGCAAUUUUAUUGACACCUCAGACGCAUAUGGCUUUGGAGUGAACGAGAAACUCUUGUCGAAUAUCCUUAAAACCAGACGCAAGGAAAUCUUCUUAUGCACCAAGUUCGCCUUUCAGAAAACUGACACUGGAAUUGUCAUCAACGGGAAUCCUGAAUAUGUCAAGAAGGCAUGUGCUGCUUCGUUGGAACGUCUUGGAAUCGAUUAUAUCGAUCUGUACUACCAGCAUCGGAUAGACCCAAACACACCUAUCGAAGACACAAUGAAAGCCUUGAAGGAGCUGGUUCAGGAAGGCAAAAUUAAGAAAAUCGGCCUCAGUGAAUGCUCUGCAGAGACUUUACGCAAAGCGUAUGCUAUUCACCCUGUUGCUGCUGUCCAAGUCGAAUUCUCACCAUGGACGCUCGAUAUCGAAACAAAUGGGCUUCUCGCUGCUUGCCGAGAACUUGGUGUUAGUAUCGUUGCUUAUAGUCCACUUGGACGUGGAUUCUUGACUGGGAGGUUCAAGUCCGUUGAUGAUUUCGAAGAAGGUGAUGGCCGUCGUAUGCAUCCACGAUUUCAAGGAGAAAACUUCCAAAAGAACUUGGAAAUUGUGAAAAAGAUCGAAGAACUAGCUCAAAUGAAGAAAUGUACUCCAUCAGCACUUUGUUUAGCAUGGGUGUUGGCUCAGGGGAAUGACUUUAUCACUAUACCAGGAACAAAACGUGUCAAGUAUCUCGAAGAGAACUUGAAGGCAUUGGAUGUCAAUAUUACGAGUGAAGAAGACAAGGCUAUCCGAGAUAUUGUUGCCUCUCUUGGUGGCGCAUCGGGAGACAGAUAUCCAGAAGCCCAUAUGAAAGCGCUAAAUAAGUGA
Molecule: messenger RNA, 1005 nt
Organism: Synchytrium microbalum
Lineage: Eukaryota; Fungi; Chytridiomycota; Chytridiomycetes; Synchytriales; Synchytriaceae
Exons: 10
Coding region: 1-1005 (334 amino acids)
Cellular component (GO): cytoplasm
Source: RefSeq, a predicted model, not a curated record